Molecule: messenger RNA, 453 nt
Organism: Pichia kudriavzevii
Lineage: Eukaryota; Fungi; Ascomycota; Pichiomycetes; Pichiales; Pichiaceae
Exons: 1
Coding region: 1-453 (150 amino acids)
Source: RefSeq, a predicted model, not a curated record
AUGUUUUGUCCGGUGGUCCGCUUAGUCUACGUGCGGCUCAUGCAAGAGCACUUCCCCCACAGGAAAAAUGCCUCACGUGCGGCUUCCAUGCAUCCUGUUGGAAGGAAAAUGGGCGAUGGUGACGGAUCUGACAUCUGCUCCCCUGCAGCCAUUGUCCUAGGAAAUGUUCCAUGUCGUGCAUGGUGCAUUAAAUAUACAUAUAAGCCACGAUCUCGUCUCUUUGCAGACUAUAAAUUAAUUAGAACUCCCUUUAUUGCUCUAAUGUCUGCGCCCAUGCAUCUACACCUGAGAGCAGUAGAAGAUAUAGAUACUGACUUACACUUCUCAUUUGGAAAAGUGUACCUUUUAUUAACUAUCGUUGUUCCACUGGCCCUGAACGGGAAAAUUGUUACAUCCUUUCACCUACCAAUAUUUCAUUGGUCAUAUAUACAUACAUAUAUGUAUAUUUUUUAG